Oppiella nova is the source of this 2945-nucleotide messenger RNA. Lineage: Eukaryota; Metazoa; Arthropoda; Arachnida; Sarcoptiformes; Oppiidae. The record is from the annotation of a GenBank genome assembly.
ACCAAAUAUCAUAUCAAAUAUCCAUUGAUUUUGUGGUCAAUUUUGGGAUCAAUUGAAUUGCGAUCAUAAUUACCAAGACUAUGGCUAUGAGUGGUAGGCCUCUGGUCAUUGACAUUGUCUUCAACGGCAGUGAACUGAGUCUUCGGUUCAGUAAUUGUCACCAAAUGAGUGUCCAAUUGAUUGAUUUGAUCGACAAAUUGAGACAAACAGUGGGCUUAAGACAACUGACGAUGAAAUCACACGCUUUUCACAUUUGGGAGGAAUCGACGCAACGGUACCGACGGAUCCAUAAGAAGCGAGAAGUGAUUGAAAACGGAUCGCGAGUUCAGGUGAUGACCAAAACCAAUGACAUGAAGGAUGAGAAGCAGACGUUCAAGUGUUUCAUCGAAUUGGUUGAUAACGACAAGACAUACGAGUUUGAAGUGGAGGCAGACAACUGUUCCCACUAUUGGCACAAAUACGGUCUCAUUAGUGGUAAGUGUGGCGAAGUGUUGGGCAGAGGUUGUGGCCAAAAGACACACAACUUUGAGGUAUUGGAUAAGCAGUCCAAUCAGUUCCAGUCAACCAAUAAGAUUCCAAACUAUAGCCGCAUUCGUGUGACCCCGAGAACUGAUGUCAAUCCCGAGGACAGGAGAUCCAAAGCCCACAGACACGGAAGGUAUGGAAAGGACUCGAAGAUACCGAAGACUGAAGAGAAGCCUAAAACAGAUCCAAAGAUGUUAUUGUUUAUGCAAAUGAUUAGAGACGUGAAAGCGAUGUCAAGAAUGGAUUGGCAAUUGUUUUCACAGCAAAUGCUUUCUUAUGAUGUAUUGGAUUCGAUGGCACUCACCACCGAUGACUCAAAGACCAAUAUUAAGGAUCAAAUGUCUGCAAAAAGUAGUGAUUCUAAAGGAAGUGAUUGUUUGACACAAUUAGACGACUUUUUACUUAAUCAACGAACCAGUGAUGGAAAACCUGUGAACAACUCGAGACAUGAAUUUCAUUACACUGUGGAAGUAAAUGGCAGUAAAUAUGACGUGAAUAUCAAUAGAUUAGAUGCCGAUCACGAGAAUGUCACCCCUAAAGACACUUACCUAAAGACACUUCAAAUGAGUUGCACAGGACUUGAAGUCAACGCCAAUGUUGUAUUGAUUGACAACAAUAAAUACCGCUUUGAGAUGCCUUUGGAUGAGUCGAUGCCUUCGCAUUACGUAUUGCAAAAACUCAUGAGUUAUUGCCGAGAAAUAAGUGGACAAAAGUGUCAGUUUGCGUCUCAUAUUUUUCAAGUCUUAGACGAAAGUGAAAAUAGUUACACAAAACUCAAGAAUACUAAGUUUAGUGUCCGGACUGUAUUGCCUUAUAAUAAGGCAUUCAAUUUUAGAGUCAUCGCCAGAGACGUGAAUCAAAUGCCUGAAGCAGUCAUUCAAAGCAGUGAUUCUGAAGGAAGCGAUUGUUUGUCACAAUCAGACGAUAUUUUACUGAACCAACAAAAAAGUGAUGAGAAACCAGUGGUGAAUAACUCGAGACCUGUAACGCCUAAAGUAACUGUCCAUCAGAUGAAAGACACGGCACUCGAAUUCAAAGCCAAAGUUGUAUUGAUUGACAAUAACAACGAACACUCGUUUGAAAUGCCUUUGGAUGAGUCGAUGUCUUUGUAUUACAUGUUGAAUAGACUUGUGAAUGAUUGCCGCGAUAUAUGUGAACAAAGUUUGACAUCCACUUCCCAUAAGUUUGAAGUGUUUGACGAAAAGGCGAAUGAGUUCAGAAAACUCAAGCAUUUGGAGCUGAGUGUCGGGACUGUAUUCCCUGGUUAUAAGGCACUCAAUAUUAGAGUCACUCCCAGAGACGUGAAUCAAUUGUCUGACCAAAGCAGUGAUUCUGAUGGAAGUGAUUGUUUGACACAAUUAGACGAUAUUUUACUUAAUCAACGAACCAAUGAUGACACAAAUGUCUACCGACUGGACUGGCAUUUGACUAAAACUGUGGCAGAAUUGGUGGCCAUUGAUAAGGAAAUGUUGGUCACCAAUGAGACACACUUCUGGGAUAUGAUAUCCAAGAAAAUGAACUCCGAAUCAAUGUCUGGAACUGAGUGUCAACAGAGGUUUGAGGAAUUGGUUGACAUAUUCUUAAGGGAUCCCAAGAGUGAAAUCAAUGGCAAUAAGUACGAUGUGAGUGUCCCGGGUGGUGAUGGCAGUGGUGGCGCAGGCUGUGAAUUAUCACUAAUCAUACAGACUCUGAAGCUAAUCCAUGGUUUUCAUGUCACUUGUAAAACACAUUUGUUUGAAGUUUUGGAUCCGAAGACCCAAUCGUUUGUGAAGAAGAAGAGGAGGAAUAAGAUAUCAAACAUGUCUUACUUGAGAGUAUCACCGGUUCGGGAACCGGCGCCCGUAGCCGACGCUAAAGUGGAUGCCAUUUGCCAUCAGAUGAAAGACAUGUCACUCGAAGUGAAAGCGAGUGUUGUGUUGAUUAACAGCCAGAGGACUGACAAGUUUGAGAUGUUUUUGGAUGAGUCGAUGCCAUUGAAGCGGGUGUUGACUAAACUCAUGAGUUAUUGUCACCAAAUAAGUGGACAAGAAGUGGGUUUUGUUUCCCAUAAGUUUGAAGUGUUGGACGCGAAACUAAAUGGGUUCACAAAACUCAAGAAUAAUAAUUUAAGGGUUGGGAUGGCUUUCCUUAAUUAUAAGACAAUCAACAUUAGAGUGAUGGCUAAAGUCAAUGACACCAUUCGCUCCCCUCCCACACGUUCAGCCAAAUAUAAAGCCAAUUCCCUAUUAGAUCCCAUUCCUCGAGAUCUCACGAAUAUUGUGGACCCCAUCGCAGGUUCCGAGACCGCGAUGGAAUGGAAGGAAAAUCCUGCCGAAGCGACCAAUACAUCACCCGUUGUGGCACUAAUACAAGCAGUUAUGAAAUCAGUGAAUGGUUUGGACAUCGAUUGGAAGUCAGUCUCUCGUGAGAUGGAGUCUUUA